AUGCAGUACUCAACACCGGAGUCCUGCACUGAUCAACGGACCGAAACGCCAUCUUCCGAUCAGCUAAAUGGCGAAUUUGGUACCACCAAUGACUACUCGCCUGACAAUGGCAUCGGAUCGGAUAGGGAUCCAUCACCAGACUGUGUUUCAACCUCCUCCGGUGAGCCGCAUUUGCUCGGCACGAAAGCCAUUUCGGCCGAAGAUGCCGAGCUGCAGCGACAAAUCCUCCGCCUUCAGUCUUUCAACAAUGACCUGAACGCCGAGAAGAAACCCGCCUUAAACCUGCUUUCGUCAUUCCAUAAUAAUCCAUUGUUGGCCGAGAAAUUGGCCAACUGCAUGAUUCCCGGUAUGCCGACGCCACCGUCAGCUACCGUACCGCUAGCCGCUUCACUUGGUCAAGCGCCAAACACGCACGAGGUGACGCCGACAAAACGGAAACGUCAACGGAGAAACCCAGUAUGGCCGUAUUUCGAUGUCAUUGAUGGUACGGCACGGUGUAAGCAAUGUUUGUACAGCACCAAAUCGGUGUUCAGUACGAAUUUAAAAGUGCACCUCCGAUCGCAUCAUCGUGCCGACUAUGAAAAGGUGAUUCAAGCUGAAGACGCCUUAAAUCUGAACGCCUUGCUUUUGAGCGGCAACUCUAGUAAAUUAUUCUCUACUGAUCUGACACGGAAGCGGAUGCCACCGAUGACGAGCAGCAUACUGAUGACGAUCAAUAAAAAAAUUGGGUUCGAU
Molecule: messenger RNA, 735 nt
Organism: Ostertagia ostertagi
Lineage: Eukaryota; Metazoa; Nematoda; Chromadorea; Rhabditida; Trichostrongylidae
Source: the annotation of a GenBank genome assembly